Messenger RNA from Vicia villosa (hairy vetch), 1497 nucleotides. RefSeq lists its product as uncharacterized. The transcript is spliced from 12 exons. The coding region runs from base 1 to 1497 and encodes 498 amino acids. NCBI's taxonomy places the organism in Eukaryota, Viridiplantae, Streptophyta, Magnoliopsida, Fabales, Fabaceae. The record is from RefSeq and is a predicted model, not a curated record.
AUGUCAAGGCCUGUUGAGAGAAUAGUAGAGAUCAAUGAUAGAAAAGAGCUUUGGAAGAUUGUUGUUAGGAUUCACCACAGAUGGAAAGUUGUCUCCAACAACAAGGAACAUUUUGAAAUGAUCUUUGUUGACAAAUUGGGAGAUGAUAUUCAUGCUGUUGUUCCAGCACCGCAUGUGUCGGUGUUCACCGAAAAAUGCUUAUUAGGCCAUACUUAUGCUGUAUCUAAUUUUAAGGUGGUGCCUUAUGUUCCGGCCUUCAGGGCAUCGGGACACAAAUAUAUGAUAAAGUUUACUGCUGGAACGUCUGUUCUUGAUGAAGACAAACAUGAGAUACCCCCGAAAUCGAUUUUAUUUACAAGUUUUUCCGACAUCAUAACAGGGAGGUUUGACAAACAUGUUCUGAUUCAUGUCGUUGGAAUGGUUGAUAGUAUUGGUUAUGCACAGACUGAGUCAGGUGCAAAGAAGCAGCAAAUUAGCAUGAUGUUGCGUGAUCACAGCAACAACAUGUUGAACUGUACUUUGUGGGAAUCAUACGCGGAUCAGUUCAUCAAGUUUAACAAAGUUAGGGUUGCUGCAUCACUCCCUACAGUUGUGUUGCUUCAGUAUGCCAAAGUGAAGGAAGAAGGAAAGUAUCCUCUGUCUGUGACAAACACCUACAAUGUGACCCUUUUAUGUGUUGAUGCUGAUUUUCCGGUCAUGAAAGACUUUAUUGAUAGAAUGCUUGAGGAGAGCAGGGUAACCCUGUCUGAACAACUUGGAGGGAAUUCCCAAUAUUCCUCCCAAAGUUCUGAAAAUCAACAGCUCACUCCUGUGCAAAAAUUGUUCUCAAAGGCUGUUGUUUUGCCUAUUGCUGAGAUUAUUCAACUUACGGAUGUUACAUUUUGUGCUACUGUCGCUACAACAAAAUUAUUAGUAGCAUCUCCGUUUGGAUGGUAUAAGAUUGAAAUUGAGGUUACUCACGGGGGCCAAAGCUGCAAUUUUGUCUUCUGGAACAGGAAUAGAGAAUGUGAAAUGCUGUUGGGUUUAUCUGCAUCGCAACUUCGUAACACUAUGAUUCAUGCUGGAAUUACUGAUCCAUUGGACUUUCCGUUAGCACUUGAUCAGUUGUUGAAGUUGGAAAUGGCUAUGAAGGUUAAGUGGCAUCCACGCUGGAAGAACUGUUCCGUCGUUAUGAUUAUAAAAAAUGAUCCUAUUAUCCAGCAAAUUAAGGAAAAAUGGGGAACAGAUGAGGAACCUAUUCCAAUCCAAACUGUCGUACCUGAGACUCUGGAGAUUAAAGAGAGUGUUGAUGAGGCUAAAACAGAUGGCAAUGAAGACUGUGAAUUGGUUAUAGACCUGGAAAUUACAUCUGAGCACAAGCCUGAUGCUGUCACACCUGGUGGUAAGAGGCAUCUUCCUGCUGCAUCAAGUGAAUUCAUUGAUUUGGACGGAUUACAUGAUGGGGAACUGUCAUCUAACAAGCUGAAGAAGAUAAUUAAAAUGGAGAAGAUUGAUUAG